AUGUCACCUCCGCACUCAAGGAGGCUGGAGAAGCGGGCCUCGCCGGCGCCGCGGCACACCCUGGCAACAGAGGAGGUCGUCAAUCUGGACUUUGAAGCCCGUGUCCCGGUCCCUUUCAGCGUCUUCCCGUCUUCAUACAGGGAGGCCGAGACCGCCACUCAGACCCGCAUCCACGAAGAGGUUGAGAUCAAGCUCCCCGAGCACGCCGGACGGGAAGGUCAACACUCUUCUUUCCAAGCGCAAGCACAUCUUCCUCCUCGCGAAGAGGGUCGCUUCAGAGAAGAAGAGGUCCGCAUCACUCGUGAAGAGGGACACAACCGCCGUCCCGGCACCCACGAAGAGUUCGUCGUCGUCCGAGAGGAGCACCGCAGACCCAAGUCGACCUACUCCGAGUCUCGCUUCGAGGUCGAUACCCGCAGCAAUCCCGGCACUGCCAUUGACGUUGCUGAGAGCGAGUAUCGUUCCCGUUUCCAACCCAACUACCGCAAGGAGUUCUCCGUCGCCGGCACCACCGUCGACCUCCCUCCCCGGCUUCCUACCUUCAAGAAGGCCAAGACCGUUGUCGACGUGACCACCGUUGACCCCCCUGCCCGCCUUCCUACCUACAAGAAGGCACACACUGUUGUCGACGCGUACACGCUCGACCCCCCCAAGCCUCGCUCUACCUACCACGAGGAGGUAGACAUCGUUGAAGAGAUCGUUGAGCCUGCCUCUGACCCUUCGGAAGGCCGCAAAUCCAAGAUGGGCUACUACGAGGACGACGGCCACCACCACCACCACCAUCACUCCCUGCGUCACGGGUUGCACAAGUUGGCUGACCGCGUUUUGCAUCCUGAAGGCCACGACCGCGUUGAGGUCGCCGAGGUCCGCGAGGUCCGCCGCGGCGGCUCGCGUACUGCGUCGCCGGACAACGAGAGGCCGCCUAACACGGUGUCGAUCCCGUGCCACCACAUCCGCCUGGGCGACAUUCUCAUCCUCCAGGGCCGUCCAUGCCAGGUCAUCCGCAUCUCAACCUCGUCUGCAACCGGCCAGCACCGCUACCUUGGUGUCGACCUCUUCACCAAGCAGCUCCAUGAGGAGUCGUCGUUCGUCUCCAACCCGGCCCCCAGCGUGGUCGUCCAGACCAUGCUUGGCCCUGUCUUCAAGCAGUACCGCGUCCUGGACAUGCAGGAUGGCCACAUCGUCGCCAUGACCGAGACCGGCGACGUCAAGCAGAACCUGCCCGUCAUUGACCAGAGCAACCUCUGGGGCCGUCUCCAGAAGGCGUUCGAGUCUGGCCGUGGCAGCGUCCGCGUGCUGGUCGUCUCCGACCACGGCCGCGAGAUGGCUGUCGACAUGAAGGUCGUCCACGGCUCGCGCCUCUAA
This is a messenger RNA of Chaetomium strumarium, 1365 nucleotides long. RefSeq lists its product as uncharacterized. The transcript is spliced from 5 exons. The record is from RefSeq and is a predicted model, not a curated record. Gene Ontology annotation, biological process: positive regulation of translational termination; positive regulation of translational elongation; translational elongation. Gene Ontology annotation, molecular function: RNA binding; ribosome binding; translation elongation factor activity. Lineage: Eukaryota; Fungi; Ascomycota; Sordariomycetes; Sordariales; Chaetomiaceae. Bases 1 to 1365 code for a protein of 454 amino acids.